Erigeron canadensis is the source of this 2739-nucleotide messenger RNA. Its product is annotated as SUMO-activating enzyme subunit 2. Gene Ontology annotation, cellular component: cytoplasm; SUMO activating enzyme complex. The transcript has 11 exons. NCBI's taxonomy places the organism in Eukaryota, Viridiplantae, Streptophyta, Magnoliopsida, Asterales, Asteraceae. Gene Ontology annotation, molecular function: SUMO activating enzyme activity. Gene Ontology annotation, biological process: protein sumoylation. The record is from RefSeq and is a predicted model, not a curated record. The coding region runs from base 226 to 2178 and encodes 650 amino acids.
AGUCAAACAAAAUAAUCUCUCUGGGAUAGUCGACGACGACGACGAUUCGAUUAUCCAACAGGACCAACAACCCAUCGGAUCUUUUCUUUUGGCGCCCUUAAAAUAAAUAAAAUAAAUAAAUAAAAAAAAAAUUACAUACAGUUUCAUCCAUUUUCACCUCUAUUUAAUUUCCCCUCUUUCUCUCUCACACACACAAACACACACUCACUUUCCCUCUCUCGCAAAAUGGCUUCCGGUCAACAGUUAUCUGCAAUUAAGGGCUCGAAAGUGCUGAUGGUUGGCGCUGGAGGUAUUGGCUGCGAGCUUCUCAAAACCCUAGCUCUUUCUGGCUUCCAAGACAUUCAUAUUAUUGACAUGGACACAAUAGAAGUGAGCAACCUCAAUAGGCAAUUUUUAUUUCGUCAAUCACAUGUUGGCCAAUCCAAGGCAAAAGUUGCUCGCGAUGCUGUGCUAAGAUUCAGGCCUCAGAUUAGCAUUACACCUUAUCAUGCUAAUGUCAAAGAUUCCGACUUUAAUGUUGACUUUUUCAAGCAGUUCAGUGUUGUGUUAAAUGGGCUUGACAAUUUGGAUGCUAGACGUCAUGUAAACCGCCUCUGCUUGGCAGCUGAUGUCCCUUUGGUGGAAAGUGGUACCACUGGUUUUUUGGGGCAGGUCACCGUGCACAUCAAGGGUCAGACAGAAUGCUAUGAAUGCCAGCCAAAACCUGCCCCCAAGACUUAUCCCGUGUGUACUAUUACAAGUACUCCAUCAAAGUUUGUUCACUGUAUUGUCUGGGCGAAAGACCUGCUUUUUGCAAAACUUUUUGGAGAUAAGAACCAGGAUAAUGAUCUCAACGUGCGUUCUAAUGAUGCUGCCAGUUCAUCAGAACAUUCAGAAGAUGUUUUUGAGCGUAGAAAGGAUGAAGAGAUUGAACAGUAUGGAAAGCGAAUUUAUGAUCAUGUAUUUGGGCACAAUAUAGAAAGUGCCUUGUCCAAUGAGGAAACCUGGAAAAACCGCAAUAGACCAAGGCCUAUAUAUGUUAAAGAUGUGUUAUGCGAUGAACUUCUUCCACGAAAUGGUAAUUUAGACAAAGUGCCAGCAACUGAUAAUUUGUCCUCGUUAUCUGCAAUGGCGUAUUUGGGCUUGAAAAAUCCACAAGAUAUCUGGAGCCUGAAGGAAAAUUCAAGAAUCUUUUUUGCAGCACUCAAUUUAUUCUUUUCGAAGAGGCAGGAGGAUAUAGGGAACUUGAGUUUUGACAAAGAUGACCACCUAGCUGUAGAAAUUGUGACCGCUGCUGCGAAUAUUCGAGCAGCCUCUUUUGGAAUUCCUUUGCAUAGUCUUUUUGAAGCAAAAGGUAUUGCUGGCAAUAUUGUACAUGCAGUUGCAACCACAAAUGCUAUUAUUGCAGGACUGAUUGUGAUAGAGGCAAUCAAGGUACUGCAGAAUGAUACAAAGAACUGUAGGAUGACCUAUUGUCUUGAGCAUCCAUCAAGGAAGAUGCUUCUCAUGCCUGUGGAGCCGUUUGAGCCAAACAAAGCUUGCUAUGUUUGCUCUGAGACUCCAUUAUCUCUAGAAGUGAAUACCAACCGCGCAAAACUGAAGGAUGUGGUGGAGAAAAUUGUCAUAUCAAAGCUAGGCAUGAAUUUGCCAUUGAUCACUCACGGGUCAGGGCUUCUUUAUGAAGUUGGUGAUGACUUAGAUGAAGACAUGGUUGCUAAUUAUGCAGCAAACCUUGAGAAGGUAUUAUCUGAGCUCCCGUAUGCAAUCACUAGCGGAACAAGUAUUACAGUUGAGGAUCUUCGACAAGAGCUUGUAUGCAACAUCAUUAUCAAGCAUAGAGAAGAAUUUGAUGAAGAGAAGGAACCUGAUGGCAUGGUUCUUCAUGGAUGGACACCAGUUCCGGCUGUAGAAAACAGCAAGGAUGCUACUACUACUAUCAAUGGUGCCAGCACAUCAUCUGCAUCGAAGUCAACUCCUACUGACAUGGAAGAUGAUGAUGAGCUAAUAGUAGUAGAACCAGGAAUUGAGACUAUACCUGCAGGAAAGAAACGAAAGCUCUCUGACAUAUCAAAUUCCGAAACCGAAACAUCCACUGAUGACAAACAGGCCAAGAAGAUAUCCCAGAAACUUGAAGAAAACAGUGAUGUUACUAUACUUGAUGGCGGGAAUGGUGACAUCAGCAAGAAUAUUUCACGGUAGUUUUCAAGUGGUUUUGAUUGGAUUAUUCUCUAAUUUAUGUCAUCAGGGAGGGAUUAAUAGUGCAGCCACCAGUCACCCUUUUUGUGGCGGUUUAGCUUAAUACCAGGUAAAAAGGUUCGGUUUUUAAAAUUGUAACUUUUUUUUUUUUUUUUUUUUACAUUUGGAACUUAGGAUUUGUUUGUUUCUUUUUUUUCUUUUUUUUUUUUGCGUAAGUAGAAGUGAACCUGGAGGAUUUAACUAUAGUGACUUUUUGGGGUUAAAACUCGUCCUGACAGUCAGUUAGUGGCUCUAUACUUGUUUCGUCACUUGUUUCUAUAAGCAAGAAGAGUAAGAGACAGGUAACAUAGGCUAGAAACGCAUUAUAUUGUCGAAACAACGCAAUUUAGUUAUUCUGUUCGUGUAUUUUAUAAAAGUUCUUUUGAACUUUACUAGGCAUGUUUUUGCGAUAAGUAUAAUGUGUCGAGCCAUGAAAAGUGAAAACCCACAAGUUUGCUUCUGACGAUGAAUUCUGAUGCAACUCAUAAUUGUUUUGUUUUGUCUAUACAAAGCUAUGUUAAUGUC